This is a messenger RNA of Patiria miniata (bat star), 5098 nucleotides long. Its product is annotated as UDP-glucose:glycoprotein glucosyltransferase 1-like. Gene Ontology annotation, cellular component: endoplasmic reticulum. Bases 48 to 4685 code for a protein of 1545 amino acids. Lineage: Eukaryota; Metazoa; Echinodermata; Asteroidea; Valvatida; Asterinidae. The record is from RefSeq and is a predicted model, not a curated record. The transcript is spliced from 37 exons. Gene Ontology annotation, molecular function: UDP-glucose:glycoprotein glucosyltransferase activity.
CAUACGUGGUCCAAUCAAAAGACCCGAUUCCUGUCCACAUUUCCAAGAUGGCGGCCUCCACUGGGAUGGUGAGGUCAAUGGUUGGUACACUUCUACUGCUAGUUGUUCUUCAAGCUUUGCAUGUCACUGCCAUCAAGUCAAAGCCAAUCACAACGUCUCUGCAAGCUAAGUGGCCGGCCACACCGCUGGUGUUGGAGGCUAGUGAGUUCCUGGCGGACAAGGGAGAGGAAAGCUUCUGGAGUUUUGUGGACUCACUGUCUGGACUUAAAGAUGGGGAUAUCGGAGAGACGGACGAGAGUAUGUAUGCCUUUGUGCUGAAGUUCGCCGGACGUCUCCUGACCGAUACGGAGAUGGAUCUACUCAAGCUCACGCUGUCUAUUCACUCCCACUCGCCUCGAAUAGAAAUGUUUAACCAGAUUGCGAAAGACCUGCCUCCUCCCACUGGCUGUAACACCUUUGUGGACAUACAUGGACAGGUUACAUGCUCACUGAAAGAUAUGGCAGAAUUAAUAGAUUCUGCAACAGAAAGGCCUAAGCCAAACAUAUACGCAGUCGAUCACCAGUAUCCCAGAUCCAAGAACAACUCAGUGACAGUCGUUCUGUACGGUCACGUAGGCAACCUGAAAUCACAGAUGAAACAUUUCCACCAACGGCUAAAAGAAUUGGCUGAUAGGGGCGCUGUACAGUACGUCUUGAGACAUUUUGUAAAGGAAAAAUCUGAUCAACAGAUCCGGUUAUCAGGCUAUGGUGUAGAGCUUGCCAUCAAGAGUACAGAGUACAAGGCGGUGGAUGACACAGAGGUCAAAGAAGGAGACAGCCAAUCACAAGACGAGGAGGACAACGCGCCGGACGAGGUCCAAGGCUUCGUCUUUUCAAAGCUCAAAGAGCUCCAUCCAGAUUUAGUGGAUAACCUCAACAGUUUCCGCUCCUCACUCCUCGAAAACACCAGGAAGAUGGUUCCUCUUAAGGCUUGGCAACUACAAACCAUUGCCUUCCAAGCUGCUCAGCGAGUGUUGUCAUCGCCGACCAAAGACGCCCUGCGAGUUCUCAGGGAGAUCAGUCAGAAUUUCCCGCUCUUAGCGAGCUCCUUGGUCAAGACGCAGGUCAAGGAUGAAGUCAAGAAGGAAAUUACUGAAAACCAAAAGGUGUUUGAAGCAACAUACGGCAUUGGUGGGGGAGAAACAGUCAUGAUGCUGAAUGGCCUAGUCAUCGAUACUGACGUUGCUGAACCGUUCCUGUUGCUGGAGCUGCUGCGCUCUGAGAGUCAGAUCCUCGGUGGUCUCCAUUCUCUAGGAGCUAGCGGCGAGGCUGCCAGUCAGCUCAUGAGGGUACAGGUAGCUUCCAAGGAUAGCACCUACGCUGUGGACAUCAGAGAUAACAGCGUAGUGUACUUGAAUGACAUAGAGAAGGACGAUCGCUACGCUCACUGGCCCAGCGGCAUUCAGGAAUUCCUGCGACCGAUGUUCCCUGGGAUGCUACGACAGAUUAAGAAAAACGUCUUCCAUCUGAUCUUCCUGUUAGACCCCACCCAGCCCCAAUCACUUCAGCUCCUGCAGCAAGCUGAGAUGUUUGUCCUGAACGAGGUCCCAAUCACGGUGGGCGUGGUGUUUGUCGUUAACAACGAGGACGUGGUUGACGGGCGGGACGAUGCGGGCGUGGCCAUGAUGAGGGCGUUCAACUUUGCCAUGAUCGAUGGCGGAUUGGGCCAGGCGUUGGAUUUACUCAUCAAGAUUCUGACUGCAGCUGAGGACAAGGUUGUAACCCCGGAGGAUGUGUUCCAAACCUUCAACAAGAUGUUCCCUGGGGAAGAGGUUGAUGAUAUUUUUGGGUCAGGCACUGAGUAUGAUGAUCGCAGACAGGAUGGCAAGACUUACUUUGAAAAGACCGGCCUGGGUUCACUACCUCAGGUCAUGAUGAAUGGUGUUCCCUUUACUCCGAAGCAGCUACAGCCUGACGAGUUUGAAGAAAGUGUGGUUACAGCUAUUCUAGUGGCCACUCCUGACCUACAGAGGGCAGUAUAUAGGGGCAAGAUUAAUGAUCGUACGGACCUGUUGGACUAUCUGAUGUCACAACCCAACGUGAUGCCGCGCCUCAAUCCUAGAAUCCUGGCAGACGAUACCAGACUGCUUGACCUGACGGCACAACCAGGUGAUUUGCCCUCUCUGAGUCUGUCUGUGUUCCAAGGCCUGAGUACAGAUGACAAGAAGGCAGCUAUUGCUAACACCAUGAAAUACCUCACCAAGAAAGAUGAUACAAGCCUACGUCCGGUAAGCAUGUGGGUCGUGUGCGACUUGGAAACAACCGAGGGCAGGCUUCUGCUUAGCAACGCUCUCAAGUACAUGAAAACAUCCAAUACUAUUCGUAUUGGGGUCAUCUCCAACAUGGAUGGUUCAAGCAACGGCCAGCAGUGGUUAGCUAGGGCCGUCCAUGCAGCACAGCAGACGCAGACCAGGAAUCACGCCAAGAACUUCAUCAAUAAGCUGAUCAGAGAGGAGAACUACAAGGGCAUUGAGCGAGGAGAUACCAAGGUGGAAGAUUAUGAAGUCCAUGGCAUGGAUUUGGGUGCUUUCAAGAAGUCUUACGAGGAGACUGAGUUUCUCAAGGUCCACAGGUUGUUCAGUGAUAAAGUUCUUCAUCUUGUGCCUGGCCAGAGAGCUGUGAUUGCUAAUGGAAGGGUCUUUGGUCCACUAUCAGAAGAUGAAGCGUUCACAGAAGACGACUUUUCUCUGGCUGAAAAAUUGAUAUUGCAGACAUCGGCAGCCAACGUCAAGAAAAAGUUGGACAAGCUUGCCUCCCACUUUGCCAGCACCGGUGAUUCCUUGAGCGACCUGGCGCUGAAGGUCGAUGCCUUGCUAGCCUCCAACUCCAGGCAGGAAGGUCGCAAAGAGGUCAGCUUCUGGAAGGACAAACACAGCGUGAUAGACAUCGCUCCCCGUGACCCGUCCAAGCCGUCCUUUGACAUCGUAGCGAUUCUAGACCCGCUCAGCUCCCAGGCUCAGAAGUGGAGUCACAUCCUGGGAGUCUUGACAGACGUCAUCAACGUCAGGAUCAAGGUCUUCAUGAAUCCUAAGGACAAGCUGUCUGAGAUGCCACUCAAAAGAUUUUAUCGUUAUGUUUUGGAACCGGAGUUAACUUUCAGGGUAGAUAGCAGUUUGACGGCAGGACCCUAUGCCAAGUUCAGUGACAUGCCCCCUGACACCCUGCUGACCCUUAACCUUUUGACCCCAGAGAGCUGGAUGGUAGAACCGGUCCGGACCGCCCAUGACCUGGAUAACAUCAAACUCAGUGAGUCGGAGUCUGGUAUCCACGGUCAGUAUGAGUUGGAGUACCUCCUAGUUGAGGGUCACUGCUUUGAUCAAGCCAGCGGUCAACCACCCAGAGGUUUACAGUUCACGCUGGGAAACAAGCAGGAUCCGGUUACCCAAGAUACCAUCGUCAUGGCCAACCUGGGAUAUUUUCAGUUGAAGGCCAACCCAGGGGCCUGGCUUCUGAAUCUAAGGCACGGCAGAUCAGCGGAUAUCUACCAAGUCACUGGUCAUGAAGGCACGGACUCACUUCCUGGUGUAGAUGACACAAUCAUUACAAUGGACAGCUUCAAAAGCAAGAUCAUCAAAAUUAAGGUGACCAAGAAGCCGGGCAAAGAAGAUGAGAGUUUAUUGGCCGACUCCCAGAACGACAAAAGGGUCGCAGGUGGAAUCUGGGACUCUUUAUCUAGUAUGUUGUCCAGUCUGACAGGGUCUGGUGGCAAAGAUGGCGACAAUGGUCAAGACGAGACGGUGAACAUCUUCUCCAUUGCGUCGGGUCAUCUCUACGAACGGUUCCUCAGGAUCAUGAUGUUGAGUGUCCUGAAACAUACCAAGUCGCCUGUGAAGUUCUGGUUUCUGAAGAACUAUCUGUCUCCCACCUUUAAGGAGUUUAUACCCCACAUGGCAGCAGAGUAUGGCUUUGAGUACGAGUUGGUGCAGUAUAAAUGGCCACGAUGGCUCCAUCAACAGACUGAGAAACAACGACUCAUCUGGGGUUACAAGAUCCUAUUCUUGGAUGUCCUCUUUCCUCUGGAUGUGAAGAAGAUCAUCUUCGUCGACGCUGAUCAGAUCGUCCGGGCGGACCUGCAGGAACUGGCCAGUCUGGACCUCCAGGGGGCGCCCUACGGCUACACACCAUUCUGCUCCAGUCGCACCGAGAUGGACGGAUUCAGGUUCUGGAAUUCCGGAUACUGGAAGAGCCAUCUGGCAGGCCGCAGAUAUCACAUCAGUGCGUUGUACGUCGUCGAUUUGGUGAAGUUCCGCAAGAUAGCUGCAGGGGACCGGUUGAGAGGACAGUACCAGGCACUGAGUCAAGAUCCGAAUAGUUUAUCCAAUCUGGAUCAAGAUCUUCCCAACAACAUGAUCCACCAGGUGGCCAUCUACUCCUUGCCUCAGGAAUGGCUGUGGUGUGAGACGUGGUGCAGUGAUGCUCAAAAGCCAGCCGCUAAGACGAUAGACUUGUGUAACAACCCUCUCACCAAAGAGCCCAAACUUGUGAGUGCCGUACGCAUCGUGCCCGAGUGGACAGGUUAUGACAACGAGAUCAAGUCGCUCCAGGAACGAGUGGCUCAGGGGUUAACAACAAACGACAGUUUACCGACGGAUGAGAAGACCCAGACUACAAUAGAUAGGCCUUCAGAUGAUCAUUCUGAGUUAUGAUGAAGGCUUUUGUGAACCACACACUGUAAAGUAGUAUUUUCCAAAUCGAUCAAAAGUGCUCGCACGCGAUACUUCAAGGCUGCGUCUGAUGCUCCUGUUUGGAGCUGUUGACUAGGUCUAGUCAAUAAAUGACAACAUGGAGUCAUGCUGACAGUGAACGUGCAAGUUGACCUCAAAAACCUGCCAGAUUUUACAAGAAUACAGCGCAUCCGGCACCAUGUAUAGGAUCUACAGCCUGUGUAACGUCCUAUUUAUUGCAUUUAUUUUGUGCCCUGACUGGGCCCAUCCAAUCAAGGGGAAUAAAUUGGUAUUUCGAGAGAAAAGCAAGCAUUUCAAUUUGCAACGUAUUGAAAAUAUUGUGAAUUGAUAACUAUUAUAAAAUUAAAAUUGUUGAUCUCAAAUUCAGUUCAAUA